UCUGCAAAACAAGAAAAGGACUUCCCUCUUUUUACUCCAGACUCCACUCCCCCACCUGUUUUCACAGUUCAUUAUUCCAAAGCAAAAAAAAUCCCUCUCUGGCUCUAAGACUAAGGAAAGAGAGAUGCCCAUCUUUUUUUACUUAUAAAAACCACUCCCCAAAACGUCACCCUUUUACAAUAAUACUAUUAUCUCUCCUUCUUGCCAUGGCCAAAAGCAGAGGAAAUCCCAGUACUAAGCACUCCAAAACCAGCAAGAGAAAAGAAGAGAAACCACAUUCAUGGGCAGUUGUAAGAAGCCUCUUUACUUUCAAACAUCUACAAGUUGCACGGCUAGACGGCCAGCAGGUAAUAUUGAAAGAAGAGAAAAUUCCUAAAGGCCACCAUGAAGGUGAACGAGUCGACAACAACAACAGUAAGUGCAAGAAAAUGAAGUGUUCUGGCUCCAUAUGCAGCAAAACCAAGGUUAUGCACAGACCCGAGCCAUCGCCAUCACCUCCAAAAGGACGUUCAAAUUGUAAAAAUAUUGAUGUCUCCAAUAGUAGAUCCAUCAAAGUAAAUAAUGGCUCUAGUAGUUUUUCCUAUUCUUCGGCUUCUGCUUCUUCGUCUUCACUACUCUCAAGUUCUCCAGCUGCAUCUUCUUCGAUAAGAGGCAUGCCAUUCAGGAAGCUUUCUGGUUGCUAUGAAUGUAGAAUGGUUGUUGAUCCAAUAGCUAGGGACCCUUCUUUGAGAUCAACUAUUUGUGCUGAAUGUGGACAGAUCUUUAUGAAAAUUGAGAAUUUGGAACUUCAUCAAGCUGUUAGACAUGCUGUAUCUGAAUUGGGUCCAGAGGACACAAGUAGAAACAUAGUGGAAAUCAUAUUUCAGUCAAGCUGGUUGAACAAAAAGACCCCAGUAUGCAAGAUUGACAGAAUCUUGAAAAUCCGCAAUACUCCUAGAACUAUUUCAAGAUUUGAGGAGUACAGAGAGGCUAUCAAGGUUAAGGCAACUAACCUUGUCAAAAAACACCCACGUUGUAUUGCAGAUGGAAAUGAGCUAUUAAGGUUCCAUUGCACAACAUUCAUGUGUUCACUUGGCCUAAAUGGAUCCACAAAUUUGUGCACUGGCCCUAAUUGUAACGUUUGUACUCUCAUCAAAAAUGGAUUCAAGCUGGCUACUAGUACUGAUCAUGGUACAAAGAAAGGUAUAUUGACGACCGCAACGAGCGGGAAGGCGCACGACAACGCGAGAGUUGUAUCAGACGAGGAGGAGGAUGGCAAGAGAGCAAUGUUAGUAUGCAGGGCGAUUGCAGGAAGGGUGAAGAAAAAAUUGGAUGGAAAUGACAAUAAUAAUUUGGAAGAGUAUGAUUCCAUUGGUGGAGCUACUGGACUUUAUUCCAAUUUGGAUGAGUUGUAUGUUUUUAAUCCUAAGGCUAUAUUGCCUUGCUUUGUUGUCAUUUACAAAGGUUUCUAGUGAGACGUUAUUUUCCUUCUUGUUGUAUGACAACAAUGUUUUUCAUUUGUUUUGGUCAAAUGAAUGAAAAUGUGUCAAUAACUUCCGCUCUA
Messenger RNA from Capsicum annuum, 1543 nucleotides. RefSeq lists its product as uncharacterized. The record is from RefSeq and is a predicted model, not a curated record. The transcript is spliced from 3 exons. NCBI's taxonomy places the organism in Eukaryota, Viridiplantae, Streptophyta, Magnoliopsida, Solanales, Solanaceae. The coding region runs from base 207 to 1451 and encodes 414 amino acids.